AUGAGUGGCAGGAACUCAAAGGGGCCAUGGGGGCAAGCCCCCCGCCAGGCGGCCGGCGCCCGGGCCCUCCUGGCCGCCCUCUUCGCCUUCCGCGCCUUCCGCGAGAACUGGCGCCGGGCCUGGCUGCGCGCACUCAACCAGCAGGCACGGCGGCACGGGAGCUCCAUCCAGAUUACCUUUGAGGACAGCCCUCAGCUGCUGCCCGGGGUCCACAUCCGUCACGUGAGCUGUGCUGACCAGUCAGACCGCAGCAUGGUGUUAUGUUGCCACCUUUCGGCCGAUGCCAUGCAGUUCCCUGUUUCGGUCACUCAGCAGUCGCCAGCUGCUGUUUCUAUGGACAGCUACUGUGUCACCCUGGCGGUGCUGCAGGCCCAGCUGGUGAUACGUCUGGAGGAGGUGGAGGACGAAGGCCUGCUGGUGUCCUGGGCCUUCAAGGACAGGCCGGACUUGAACCUGAUGGUGGCGCCGAAGUUUCAGCUCCAUGACGACAACGAUGGGAAGGUAGACCUGUCCACCAUCAAGGAUCUGAUUGAGGACUCUGUCGUCAGCACUCAGCCGGCCAUGAUGGUGAACCUGGAGGCCUGCGUCGCUGGUGGCAAGGCGUCUUGUAACAAGCGCCUUCAGGGGUCCCCGUCUGGCGCAGCAGCUCCCAUGCGCAAGCUGCUACUUCAGCACCUGCGGGCCCUGCGCCUGGACUGCGAGGAAGCUCAAGGCGGGCAGCUGUGCUGUGUGGUGGAGCUGGACAGCCCUUGGCAGCGGAAGCGAACCCAGGCGGUGCCGGCCAGCCGCUCCAGCCCCCCGGGCCAGGUGGAGUGGGCCGACAGACUUCUCCUGGAGCUCGGACCAGGAAGCAAAGAGCUGACGCUGAGUGUGCUCGGGAGCAGCAGUGCCGGCCAGGACACCCUCUUGGGGUUUGUCACAAUCCGACUGAACUCUGCCUCCCAAGAGCCACGUGGGCAGCAGCAGUACCAGUUGAAUCCCAGGGCUGGCAGGAGGCUGCCGCCUGCAGCAGCCCUGAUGGUGGAGCUGCUCUACCAGGAGUCGCCAGAGCUUCAGCCGGCAUCGGGGCUGCGCACCAGCAUCACGCCCACCAAGAAGGUUGAGAUGGACCGCACCAUCAUGCCUGACGGCACCAUUGUCACCACAGUCACCACCGUCCAAUCCAGGCCCAAAAUGGACUGCAAGCUUGAUUCACCCUCCAGGUCCCCAUCAAAGGUGGAAGUGACGGAGAAAGUGACCACCGUGCUUCCGGAGAGCGGCUGCCCCAGCAAGGCCUCGCCCACCAGCAGCAGAAGCAGCCAUGUCUCUAACGGCUUGGACCCUGUUGCUGAGACGGCCAUCAGGCAGCUGACGGAGGCCACCAAUCGGCCGGUGAAGAAGACGCCCACCAAGCGCAGCACCCUCAUCAUCUCGGGGGUCUCCAAGGUACCAAUUGCACAAGACGAAAUGGCUCUCUCCCUUGGCUACGCCGCGUCUCUGGAUGCCUCGCUCCGCGAAGACUCCAUCAUGGCCGGCAUGCUGGACCACACUCAGAGCACCGCAGAGCCGGAGGCCUUCUCCUCGGCCCACCGGGCCAGCCAGGAGCUGGAUGAGACCACCCGCUCGGACAUCUCUGAGAGGCCCUCGGUGGAGGACGUGGAAUCGGAGACUGGCUCCACGGGGGCUCUGGAGACCAGAAGCCUGAAAGACCACAAAGUGAACUUCCUGCGGAGCGGCACCAAACUCAUUUUCCGAAGGAAGAACAAGCAGAAGGAAGCUGGCCUCAGCCAGUCCCACGACGACUUGCCAAACGCCAGUGCGAGUUCUGCCCCCAGGAAGAAAUCCGGCAGCUUCUCCCGGCGUCUCAUCAAGCGCUUUUCCUUCAAGUCCAAGCCGAAGGCCAACGGCAGCACGUUGGCCACGGACAAGCACUGAGCCGCUGCUUCUGGACAGACCCCUUUGUUGAUGCCUCCCCCACUCCGUCUUUGCCGUCUUUGCGUCACGGCCUCGGUCCCUCUUCCCUCCCCUGCAACGGGAGUGACCUCCAGAGCCCGCCUCCUGGACGGUCGGUGUUGCUGUUUGGAGCUCUUGCUGCGUAGCGUCUGUGAGUGCCGUGGCCUCCCUGCGUGGAGCUGCUCUGGGGAGAGGGAUGCCACAGGCCACCUUCAGCCGGGACCUGAAAUCCUGGGAGCACAGGGUGGCAGAGAAGGUGGAUUGUGAUGGUGGCUUAAGGACAGCUUCGAUGUGUAUUGGGCACCUCAGGAAACGGAAGGAGGCCGCCACGCUGGCUGAAGGCCGGCUUCUCCUGUGUGUGCGGGCAAGAAAUGUCCUCCUUUCACGUUCUCGGGGACUCCGGGGGCUUGUGCUUCUGGAGAGGUGGCUCAGUCCCUGGAGGAGGGGCCUGCUGUGUUAGCCCUUGGGGGUCUCUGCCUCCUGGGACCCAGCCCGUGCCUGCGGGACAGGAGAAGGGGGAAGGCACAGACUUCUGGCCAAAA
Molecule: messenger RNA, 2474 nt
Organism: Gekko japonicus
Lineage: Eukaryota; Metazoa; Chordata; Lepidosauria; Squamata; Gekkonidae
Gene: C2CD2L
Product: C2CD2 like
Exons: 15
Coding region: 1-1914 (637 amino acids)
Biological process (GO): positive regulation of insulin secretion involved in cellular response to glucose stimulus
Cellular component (GO): cytoplasmic side of apical plasma membrane
Molecular function (GO): phosphatidylinositol transfer activity; phosphatidylinositol binding
Source: RefSeq, a predicted model, not a curated record